Messenger RNA from Ciona intestinalis (vase tunicate), 2244 nucleotides. Its product is annotated as m7GpppN-mRNA hydrolase. The record is from RefSeq and is a predicted model, not a curated record. Lineage: Eukaryota; Metazoa; Chordata; Ascidiacea; Phlebobranchia; Cionidae. Gene Ontology annotation, cellular component: P-body; cytoplasm. Gene Ontology annotation, biological process: deadenylation-dependent decapping of nuclear-transcribed mRNA; nuclear-transcribed mRNA catabolic process, nonsense-mediated decay. Gene Ontology annotation, molecular function: RNA binding; 5'-(N(7)-methylguanosine 5'-triphospho)-[mRNA] hydrolase activity; manganese ion binding.
UUUUUAUAAAAACCCUUUAUAUUUUGCAGAUAAAUUUUUACUUAAUUACACGUAGGUUUUAUAACUGAGAAUAAAGAUUGUUUUACUUUGCUGUUGAUGUAACAGAUAUUUUCUCAGCAUCUGCAAGCUAGAGGCAUAUGACACCAAAAAAACAUGUCGAAAUUAAAAAUUAGCCCAAAUGUGCUUGAUGAUCUGUGCAGCAGAUUUCUGCUGAACAUCCCUUCACAAGAGAAAGAGGAUAUGAUUCGUUUGUGUUUCCAAAUUGAACUCGCACAUUGGUUUUACCUGGACUUCUUCAGAGCUGAAAAUAAUCGCCUACCUGACUGCAGGAUGAAAGAAUUUGCGAAGCUGGUAUUUGAAACAUACCCUUUCCUGCUGAAUCCAAGUGAUGUAAAUGUAGAUAAAGUAUUGGAAAGUUGGAAGGAAUACAAACGAAGUGUUCCAACAUAUGGAGCAAUCCUUAUGGACAGUACGUUGGAAUACGUCCUGCUUGUACAAGGGUUUUGGAUCAAGGCCAGUUGGGGGUUUCCAAAAGGCAAGGUGAAUAAGGAUGAACAACCAGAGAUUUGUGCUGCAAGAGAAGUGCUUGAAGAAACAGGAUAUGACAUCACUAAGAGCAUCAAACCAAAUCAGUAUGCAGAACAUUUGUUGAAUGAACAACUAAGCCGGUUGUAUUUUGUCAGAGAUGUACCUUUGGAUACCAAGUUUGGUCCAAAAACCAGAGGAGAAAUCAAGAAUGUACAGUGGUUUAGCGUGAGUGAUUUACCUGCUCAUAAAAAAGACCAAACACCGAAGCAAAAUUUAAAUAUAGCUGCAAACUGUUUCUUCAUGGUCAUUCCAUUCAUGAAGCAACUACGCAGAUGGAUUGCAGGCCAGAAAUCCCUAGAACCUGAAGCUCCAAUUACUAAACCAAAACAAAUUUUACAACCCAGGCCAAAGGGUGAAAGAAAGUCUCAAGGUAAGGAGAAAGGCAGGAACUCCAAUCAAUCACCUCGAUCACAUUACAAUGGAUUUGGUUCGCCGGUCAAGUUCUCCACAUCUCCAAGUCUCUCCAUGGCUCCCAAGACUUCCAAUGAAAAAUCUUUCGAAGAUGAGCAGAUCAACUCAUUUAAGCAAGGAAACAAUAAAGCGCUUGAGGAUAUUUAUGCAAUUCGUACACUGAAUAUUAAACAAGAAAAUCGAAAUAAACCACAUCAAGGUGGCCGUGGCAGAGGCCAAUAUUUGCAUGCAACUAAUCAAGGUGAUGGUGGACUUUUUGUAGGGAAAGGUAAAAGUUUGCAAGCUGAUUCAUUGCCAGCUGCCUGGGUCAACUUUACUUUUGACCGAACAUCACUAGAACGAGCAAUUGUGAAUUUCCAUAAUCGCAACAAGUAUUAAGUGAUCAAUAUUCUGAACUUUGCAAUUAUUUCUUACUUGCCAUUCUUUACGGAAAUGUUUUCUGCAUUCAAUGAGGGAAUCUGCCGUUGUACAACAUCAGUCAUUUUGAAAAAAUGUGUCACUAUGCGUGCUCCCACUGGAAGUACAGAUUUUACAAAUUUUGAAUUUUUAAUAUUUUUUUUACUACUUACACAGGGCCUUUUUUUCUGUGGUUUAAUCCUUGUUAAAAAAAGCUUGCAACAAAAGUGUGAAGAUGGUGCAAUUUUUAAAUAUUUUACAAGCAGCCUAUUUGUGUUAAGAUUCUGAAGUGGGAUUGUGAACAUGUCAUUUUUUUGUGUAAGAGUCCAGUCUUACUGUACAUCCAUGUUAUACACUGUGCCUUUUCCUUUGGAUCUUUUAAUGGAUAAUUACACAAACAAGUAUUAAUUGUGGCAAUUCAAAACAGUACUAACCCACGGCAUUUUGGAAUGCUGGCACUUAUUUGACUGAGCUUUCUGUUUCACUUGUGUAACUGGGACCUUUUAAAAUGGUGUAAGUUUAACUUGUCUCCAGUGUUUUAAUAACUAUUAUUUCAAAUCUCUGGACCUACAACGAACUUCCAACUAGAAUAUGUGAGAAACUAGUGCCUUUGUAUAAAUGGUACCCUGCUUUUAGUGUAAGUUAAGUACACAAUAAACUGUCAUGUGCAUGAUUCUGCUUUCCCACAGUGCAGCAAAUGAUAUUAAUUUCAACCCGUAACUAUGAAAAGUGUUUUACUUCAUAUUUACUAAUAAAUUGCUGAUCUUUUUAGUAUGGAUCUUAAUUUCGACAUGAUCGUGCCUGCAUUGACCCAUUCUUCGAUAAAAAAUAAAUAUAACGUUGUCGUUG